Molecule: messenger RNA, 1396 nt
Organism: Cajanus cajan (pigeon pea)
Lineage: Eukaryota; Viridiplantae; Streptophyta; Magnoliopsida; Fabales; Fabaceae
Product: Cation efflux family protein
Biological process (GO): transmembrane transport; zinc ion transport; intracellular zinc ion homeostasis
Cellular component (GO): membrane; Golgi apparatus
Molecular function (GO): zinc ion transmembrane transporter activity
Source: RefSeq, a predicted model, not a curated record
UUUUGCAGUUAUAUUAUAAAGAAAAAUCGGAGUUUACUUUGACUUGAAUCGCGGUACUUGCUCUAACAGGGGAGGUUUCAGUUUCAAUUCCUCCAUGGAAGCUAGGGACUCUCUCAGUUCCAUCAACGGCGAUUUCGGCUUCGCCGGCGCCACCGAUCGGCGAUUCGCCUUUUCGCGCCAAUCCUCCUUCCAACAACCUCACACGCCGAUAGACAUCCCCGCGCACGGCCACCACCACCACCUCUACUGGUCCGCGCUCGACGAUAAACCCUCUGCCUUGCGCCGAACAUCGUCUCUCUCCUCCUUCGGUUUCUCCGUUUUCCGAAACGUUAGGUCUGGCCACAGGUACAUGAAGAGGCUCUUUUUGAUGAUCUCGCUCAAUGUCGCCUACUCCACCGCCGAAUUGCUCAUUGGCCUCUUCACCGGCCGCGUAGGUUUGGUAUCUGAUGCGGUUCACCUGACUUUUGGAUGUGGUUUGCUUACAUUUUCGUUAUUUGUUAUGGCUGCGUCUAGGAAGAAAGCCGAUCGAGAGUAUACUUAUGGGUAUAAAAGGCUAGAAGUUUUGUCUGCAUUUACGAAUGCCCUGUUUCUUUUGUUUAUGUCAUUCUCCCUAGCAGUUGAGGCGCUUCAUGCAUUCAUACAAGAUGAAUCAGAACACAAGCAUUACUUGAUUGUCUCUGCAGUGACCAAUUUAUUUGUGAAUCUCAUUGGUGUAUGGUUCUUCAGAAACUAUGCCCGGAUUAAUCUUGCUUACAGAAACGCAGAAGAUAUGAAUCACCACUCUGUUUUCCUACAUGUUCUUGCAGAUUCCAUUCGCAGUGCAGGUCUGAUAUUGGCAUCCUGGUUAUUGUCAAUUGGGGUUCAGAAUGCAGAAGUCUUGUGUUUAGGACUUGUUUCCGUUGCAGUUUUUAUGCUUGUUCUGCCUCUCUUUAGGGCAUCUGGUGGUAUUUUGCUCCAAAUGGCACCUCCUAGCAUCCCAACUACUGCUUUUAACAAAUGCUUAAGACAGAUUUCUGCUCUGGAAGAUGUAGUGGAAGUCUCCCAGGCUCGCUUUUGGGAAUUAGUGCCUGGUCAUGUGGUUGGUUCACUUACAUUACAGGUAAAGAAAGGGACGAACGAUCGCCCAAUACUAGAAUUUGUGCAUGGUCUAUACCAUGAUUUGGGUGUACAGGACCUUACAGUGCAGACUGAUGAAGCAUGAGACUUUCUCAACAGUUUUAGUUUUAUGCUAGUAGUUAUUACUAAGGUUUGUAUACGCAUUAAUAUCAUAGUUUAUUGCCGUUGAAAAGGAUAGUCACGUGAUUUCUUAUUUGAAAAGGGAUUAUUGAUUUUUAACCGGCACAUUUUUUCCAGCCAAAAUUAACGAGUUUAAUCAUUAUGUAAAUGUUUAUGUUUA